This is a messenger RNA of Culex pipiens pallens (northern house mosquito), 1113 nucleotides long. RefSeq lists its product as uncharacterized. The transcript is spliced from 2 exons. Bases 26 to 1084 code for a protein of 352 amino acids. NCBI's taxonomy places the organism in Eukaryota, Metazoa, Arthropoda, Insecta, Diptera, Culicidae. The record is from RefSeq and is a predicted model, not a curated record. Gene Ontology annotation, molecular function: carbohydrate binding.
UAAUUGAGUUCGAUCGCACAGCAAAAUGGAAGUCAAGUUGAUAAUCUUGCUUGGAUGCCUCCUCUCGGUUGGCGUCGUAUUUGGACAUCGAAAUCACGGAUCGUACGGAGGCUGGAAUCAGCACGGUGGCGGUGGCCACCACGGUCACCAUGGACAUCACCGGCAUCACCGGGGCCAUGGUUGUCCGCACGUGAACUUUGAGGUUAAGGUUCCGGAGGGGUUGGAGGUUUCGGCUAUCCAGAAGAAUCCCAACGUGACCAUGUUCGGGAUCGAGCUGUACGUGAACAGGGAACCUGCGGAAGGAAGUCAGUGCGACGUUUGCCAGAAUACUACGACGGUCACGUACGGGAAGUUCAUUAUUGAAGAUACGCAGGUUGUGAUCAAGAAUGGGGACGUUUUGUCUUAUAUCGUGCUGACCGGAGAGGGAUCGAACGUUACCCGGCAUCGUAUGAAGAAGAUGUGGGUUACUGAUUCCAUCAUCAACAAGUGCAACUGCGAAGGAUCCUCCAACAACCCAGACAUUGAUCUGCGUUUCUCGGGCAGAAGCACUCCGGUUCCAUCGAGUCCAGUUACCGAGGAUUCAACCGAUCCCGGCUUUGGAUUCGAAGAAAUCGCCAAAGCCCACCAGAACGAGUUGUUUUCCCACGAGGACACCCCGUUCGAGUGCGAUCUCGACCCGGUGACGAACCUGUGCCGUCCGGGAAGCCGCGUAGAGCGUCUCUCGGAACCGUCCAUGAACUGGCAGCGGGAGGCGCAGAUUUUGGCCGCGAUCAUCGAUCAAAUGAAGGUUGGCUGUGGCUCGAGCAGUUCUCGGACCAACCAGCUACUGUUGAAGCAGGCUCCUUUCAAAACGAGCAGCGCUGCAGACUUGAAGAACUUUGUCCAAUCGUCGCUGGCGGUUAGCGAAGAGUUGCAGGAGCUCACGAACGGUAUUCGACGAGUCAGUCCGGGUAAGGGGCGACGUGGUGAAAGCACGGUUGCGUUUGAAAUGGGAAGCUACGUGGACAAGCAGAAGGUUCUGUACCACGCGCGGCUGAACAAUAUGGCCCAGGUGGUGGACUACGAUCUGCCGUGUAGACAUUAGAAGAUGCAAUAAAAAGUUUUCGUAUAACA